This is a messenger RNA of Humulus lupulus (European hop), 1464 nucleotides long. RefSeq names its product phytochromobilin:ferredoxin oxidoreductase, chloroplastic. The transcript has 8 exons. Gene Ontology annotation, biological process: phytochromobilin biosynthetic process. Gene Ontology annotation, molecular function: phytochromobilin:ferredoxin oxidoreductase activity; cobalt ion binding. The record is from RefSeq and is a predicted model, not a curated record. Bases 262 to 1260 code for a protein of 332 amino acids. Lineage: Eukaryota; Viridiplantae; Streptophyta; Magnoliopsida; Rosales; Cannabaceae.
AUGCUCUACUUUUGUUUCAGGCAUCUCUUAUCAGUGUUGGUCACUUUUGUCAGCGGCCCAUAAGUGGGCUCACCCUUUGGCUUUGGUUAGACAACUACCAAUUCGAAGAAGAAAAAUAUAUAAUCAGCGAUAUCUAUGUAAAUGAAGUAAAGAUUUAACUAAUAAAAUAUGCUGAACUGAAGUACUCUGAGAGUGAGAGAGAGAGAGAGAGAGAGAGCAAAAGGAGAAGGUCAGUUUGAGGGGAAGGUUUUAUCUUCAUCAAUGGAAUCUUCUUCUUCGUCUUCUUUCUUAAGCUUCUUUCUGCCACAAAUGCGUCGACUACGUCUUUCCAAUACUACCUUACUUUCUAGUGUCAAUUAUAGUUGGAAACAGAAGAGACCCUCAUUCUUAGUCUCUGCAAUCUCCUACGAGAGAUUCGUUCAAUUUGCUUUAAAUCAGUCCAAACACCAUACCCAUUUGGCCCCAUCUCCUCUGCAGGAAAGAUUUAGUUCAAUGAUUUCUACGGAUGGUAAUGUAGAGCUUCAAAUGCUGUCCUUCGAAGCUCCAAAGAUUAGACUCCUACGGAGUCUUAGUAUUGAGACUGAAACAAUGCAGGUUUUAGAUUUUGCUGCCUUCCCAAAACCAGAAUACGAUGUACCCAUCUUUUGUGCCAAUUUUUUUAGCAAUGCAAGUACAAGCAUAGUUUUACUGGAUCUUAAUCCUUUGCAUGAUGUCAUCAAUCAAAGAGAUUACAAAGAGAAGUAUUAUUCAAGUCUAAUUCCUCUUGGAGUUAAAUAUUCUGAGCUUUUACCCUGGGGAGGAAAACUUACAACCGAGUCUUUAAAAUUCUUUUCACCAAUUGUUAUAUGGACCAAAUUUACUCCAAAGCAAGACAAAUAUGAUGCUUUGUAUUCUGCAUUUGUGGAUUAUUACAAGGCUUGGCUUGAGCUAAUUGAUGAAGUAGCAGAGGAGAAUGAUGCAUCCAGAAUUAAAUGCAACUGUGAAGCACAACAUAGAUAUCUGGCAUGGAGAGCAGAAAAGGAUCCUGGUCAUGGACUUCUGAAAAGGUUAAUUGGGGACACCGCAGCAAAGGACUUGCUAAGGAACUUUCUUUUUCAUGGAAUAAAUGAACUAGGAAGCAAAAGCUUCUUGGAUUACUUUCCAGAUUAUCGCUCUGAGGACGGGACUGUGAUUGAGAGACGCAGUAUGAUUGGAAAGUCCUUUGAAAAUCGACCAUGGGACGCAAGAGGAGAAUUUGUUGGUAAUCUUUUUCUAAAUUAACUUGUAAUAUAUUUUUAGAUCUUGUAGAAAUAAAAUUGUGUAAUUUUCUUCAAAUUCAGUACAUUUUAUUGUUAUUAUUUUUUAUUUUUUAUGGCCGAACCAUAAAGCUUUCCCAUUAGGAGAGCCAUUGAAUGGUAUGUUUAGGAAAGAAACAUGUGAAAAAUAGUCCAAUUGGGAUAAAGCCAGGUCUCUUUUUAGUAGAAA